Messenger RNA from Zeugodacus cucurbitae (melon fly), 2060 nucleotides. RefSeq names its product ran GTPase-activating protein (gene RanGAP). The transcript has 7 exons. Lineage: Eukaryota; Metazoa; Arthropoda; Insecta; Diptera; Tephritidae. Gene Ontology annotation, biological process: nucleocytoplasmic transport; signal transduction; activation of GTPase activity. The coding region runs from base 147 to 1910 and encodes 587 amino acids. Gene Ontology annotation, molecular function: small GTPase binding; GTPase activator activity. Gene Ontology annotation, cellular component: nucleus; perinuclear region of cytoplasm; cytosol. The record is from RefSeq and is a predicted model, not a curated record.
CUGCAAGACGGCGAAAUAGCGGCUUGUUUUCUAGGUUAUUCAGAAGCGUACCAACAAACAGAUUUGAAAUUCGCAAGCAUUGUACAGAUACGCCAAUAUAUUAUUUUAUUACAAACGCGUUGUUAAAUUGCUUUACAGUUUAAAAGAUGUCUAACUUUAAUUUCGGCACAAUUGCACAAGAAUUGAAAGAAGUGCAAGAACAGGGGCUCUCGUUUGAGGACAAAACACUAACUUGGGAUACAGCAGAAGAUGUUGCUGAUAUUGUUGCCGCUUUGGAAAAUACAAAGGUGGUUCACUAUCUUAUAUUGGGUGGUAAUACCUUAGGUAUUGAUGCUGCGGCUGCUAUUGCUAAAGGUUUGGAAAAGCAUCCGGAAUUUCAUAAAGCAUUAUGGUAUAAUAUGUUCUCAAGACGUUUGAAAACGGAGACGCCAUUAUCAUUAAGGCAUUUGGGUAAUGGUUUAAUGGUGGCCGGUGCCAAACUUACAGUAUUAGACUUGAGUGAUAAUGCGCUGGGUCCAAACGGUAUGGUUGGACUUGAGGACCUGUUGCGUUCGCCUGUAGUAUACUCCUUGCAAACAUUGCGUUUGAAUAACUGUGGUUUGGGCAUUGGUGGUGGCCAAAUGCUUUCAAAGGCCAUACUAGAUUGUCAUAAAAGUAGUGUUGCCGCUGGCACACCACUCAAGUUGAAAGUUUUCAUUGCCGGUCGUAAUCGUUUGGAAAACGAUGGUGCCAAAGCAAUAGCAAAAAUAUUUUCAACACUUAAGAGUUUGGAAGAAAUAGCAAUGCCACAAAAUUCCAUAUAUCAUGUUGGCAUCGCUGCAUUAGCGAACGGUUUCAGAGAGAACCCAAACUUGCGCAUUCUAAAUUUGAAUGACAACACAGUGACCGAGAAGGGUGCAGCUUCACUUGCCGAAGCAUUUGUAUACACUCCAAUGUUGCAGGACAUCAAUUUUGGUGAUUGUCUACUAAAAACGCAUGGAGCCUAUCACUUUGCCGAAGCAUUAAGCGAGAACCAUCACCAACUUGAGGUUGUCGAUUUGGGCUUCAAUGAAAUCGGCGCAGACGGUGGUGUUGUUUUGGCUGAAGCUUUGCAAAAUAAGAAAAAUUUGAAGCGGCUUAAUUUGGAUGGUAAUCAAUUUGGUUAUGAAGGACGUGAACGAAUCAGGGAGAUUAUAGGGUCAUCGGCAAAUCCAAAUGCAUUAGAAAGCCUAGAAGAAGAUCAAUCAGAGUGUGAGGAUGAUGAAGAUGAAGACGGUAAUGACGACGAUGAAGAUGAUGAUGAGGAUGAGGACGAUGAAACUACUGAAGAAGUUGACGAAGAUGAGGAAUACCAUGAUGAAGAUGCUGAUGAGGAAGGCGAUGAAGCAUACAUAACAUCACCAGCUUUUACAACAAAUAUGUUUGCCGCUAAUGAGUCCUUUAUUUCUGCCAAAAAUGUACAAUUUGCUGAACAAACAACACCAACAAAGCCAGUUACCGUUGAGUCAUUUUGUCUGAGUCAGAAACCUUGUACCAUACAAGCAUUCGAAUCAUUGCAGGAGGCAGAUAAAUUGAAGGCCUUCAAAAGCAUCAUUGAGCAAUUCACCGACGACAAUCGCUUGCUUUUGCUCAUUUUUACCACAUUGAAAUGCGCACAUCUCUCCCAAUCAUCCGCUGCUGCACUAGACUUGGCGAAAGCGCUCUACAAAGAGACUGUCGACUAUGCGGUGGAGACCAAACAAGAGCGACGGGUUUUGAAUUAUAUACUAAUGCAAUUGGGUUUGCUACGCAGCGAAGAGAAAUUCACAAGCGCCUAUGACGUGAAGAGUUGUCGUUACGCGCUGCGCGAAACACUAAAAUCAAAUCCCCAAUUUGGCAGUGAGCACAUGCGUAACGCAUUCAAUGUAUUCCUAAAAGAAUUGGAUGCUUGAAAGUAUGAGGCUAUUACCAAUUUCGUAUGGCUUUGUAAGGUUUUUUUUUAAUAUUCCGCAUAAGUUUUGUUCCACUGUUUAAAUUAUAAAUUUGCAUAAACACUAGUUAUUGGUCAAGUUUAAAUACAAAAAAAAUACUUAAAAAAACAA